AUGGCAAGCCUGGUAAUCUUCGACUUCGACGGGACACUGUUCGACACCCACGAGUCGAUUGAGCAAUCUAUCAAACUCACCUUCGAGGCUUUGCUUCCUGACCACGUUCCGCCGCAGUCGGACAUCCACUCGCUGAUCUCCAAGGGAACAGGCCUAUCAGAUACAUUCCAGUCUCUGCACCCCGAUAUCGAAGCCUACACGGCGGCAGCGGACGAAUGGACAGCCAAGUAUCGAGAGAUCUACGCCUCUCACGGCCAGAAACUCGUCAAGGCUUUCCCCGGAGCCCAGAAAGUGCUACAAACCCUCAAAGAGUCCGGUAUUCCGAUGUCCAUUGUGAGUAAUAAGGGGGUUGGCGCUGUGAGGAAGGCGCUAGAACGGAACGGUCUGGGCGGAUAUGUUCCCGAGGACUUGAUUAUAGGGGACAGCACGCCUGGAGCAAAGAAGAAGCCUGACCCGGCUAACUUCACGGAUAUACUGAUACCCACGCUCAAAAGCCGACAUGGGGUUACCAACCUCGAUACCGGUACAGUGCUGGUCGUUGGGGAUACGGUGGCGGAUAUCCAAUUUGCGAAGAACAUCGGCGGUCGCGCAUGCUGGUGCCAGUACGGCUUUGGAGAUCAGGAUGCGUGCCGAAAAAUGGAGCCUGAUAUGGUCGUUCGCUCCCUGGAUGAAGUAGCAGCUCACGUUCGUUCGUCGGUAUAG
Nannizzia gypsea CBS 118893 is the source of this 702-nucleotide messenger RNA. RefSeq names its product pyrophosphatase ppaX. Gene Ontology annotation, biological process: DNA repair; dephosphorylation. The record is from RefSeq and is a predicted model, not a curated record. The transcript has a single exon. Gene Ontology annotation, molecular function: phosphoglycolate phosphatase activity. The coding region runs from base 1 to 702 and encodes 233 amino acids. NCBI's taxonomy places the organism in Eukaryota, Fungi, Ascomycota, Eurotiomycetes, Onygenales, Arthrodermataceae.